UAGCAAAGUGGGAAUAGAAUAGGGAAGUCCAAGUAGAACUAGGAAAAACAUCAGAAUUUGUUCAGCACAUGACCAAGUGCUGAUUUUCAGGAUUUAAACAUUCUAUUUUAGGUGUAUUAAAAGGAUUUCUCACAAUGUAUAUAGAAUCAGCUGUUUCCAUCCUUCAUCUCUCAUGUUAGGUUGGAUAUCAUCACAGGGGCAUGGACAGGAAGCUUUUUUGUUGUUUCUGUAGGGCCCCCAAGCCCCCCAUCGUUGAAGUUGUGUCAUGGCGCCAGUCCCUCAAAAAACUGCUGGAGUCUAAAACAGGGCAGCUUGCCUUUAGAGAGUUCCUGAAGACUGAGUACAGCGAGGAGAACAUCUUGUUCUGGCUGGCCUGUGAGGAGUACAAGACCAUCACCUCAAAUACUGAAAUGGCUGAAGCAGCCAAAAGGAUCUACCGAGAGUUUGUACAGGUCGAUGCCCCCAGACAGAUAAACAUUGACUGUGAGACCAGACGAGAGAUUACAAACGGUGUGUCUCAGCCGACCCUGAGCUGCUUCGACAAGGCACAAAGAGUGAUAUACAAGCUGAUGAAAAAGGACUGUUACCCAAGAUUCCUGAAAUCUAAAAUCUAUCAGGCUCUUUUAGAACCAUCAGAAGCCAGCUGAGUUUUCAGGACCAGGGGAAGAAUAAUACUUGUCUACAAAACAACAGGCUGUGGGCUGAAGUCAUUCAACUGUCUCCUCUCUAACUACCUGUCCAUGUUAGUUCAGUGUGGUUUUAGUCUGGACUGUAGCACAAAACACGGGAACCAUAUAAAGUCUCCCUGCAGAGAAAUCUCUGUUGAAUUCCUAUUCUAUAAACGUAAAACAGGAUUACCCUCAGCAAAAACAUUUGAAUAUUAUACAUUAAACAUAUGAUUACAGAUUUGAUUAUCUAACAACUUCAUUUGCAGUAUAAUAUAUAAUGUAUGUUUUGUAACUUAAUUAUAAUUGUAUAAUUUUCUAUGAGAUUAAUUAUAUAAUCGUAUAAUAUCCUAUAAGAUUAGUAUUUGUCAUCCAAUGAUUGUUCCUUUGACCAUUAACUGUACAUUUAUAUACAUAUAUGUUAUAUAGAGCAUUUCAGUAAAACAUUUUGGGGGGGGGGGGGGGGGG
Messenger RNA from Esox lucius (northern pike), 1133 nucleotides. Its product is annotated as regulator of G-protein signaling 21. The coding region runs from base 201 to 647 and encodes 148 amino acids. The record is from RefSeq and is a predicted model, not a curated record. Lineage: Eukaryota; Metazoa; Chordata; Actinopteri; Esociformes; Esocidae. The transcript is spliced from 5 exons.